CCUCAAUUUGCCAUUUCCUUCAAUUUCAAGUCAAGAGUGGUGCCGGCUUUGCUGUACCAUUUAACGAUUUGCCGGUUCUUGUACCUAAAUAUUCUAAUAGCAGACUGUGCAAUCAUUGAAUAUAGUUAAAAAUGUCUGUCCACACCGUGUUAUUAGAUUUCUCGAUCGACCCCGCCCGUCUAGCAGACGAAAAUGGCCAAAAAACAAUUUUUGGCCAGUUGGAAACCGUGCUGAAGGAGUAUGUUCCAAAUCUCGUUUUAGUUACUGAGGUAAAACUAGAAGACGGUAGCCUGAAACUCAUGACCGGCAAGAAAGGCUCUACGGUAUCGGUGAGACUGUUCGAUCGUGGCCUCGUCACUGUAAACAUUGAAUAUUACAAAGAGGAGAACGUAGAAGCUUUAAUGACACUCAAGUCGGCGAGGGUUAUGGAAAAUCAACUGAAAAAAUACAUCACUCUUAAUAAAUCUCAAGCUUAUGCACCAUUAAAGCGGUGCCUCUUCGGCAGGUAUUACCCGACUUCAGAUGAACGUCUUCUUGAAUAUGAUAUCGAUGCCGUUGUAUUCGAUGAACAGUCUCCGUUCCAAAGAGUCCAGAUCGUCCAUUCUAAAACCCUUGGCAACAUGUUGGUGCUAGAUGACUUACAAAACAUUUCUGAGGCUGAUCUUAUAUACACUGAAACUCUCAUGCAGAGAGGCAAGGAGAAUUACGAAGGCAAAGAAAUUGUGAUUUUAGGUGGCGGCGACGGUGCUUUAUUAUAUGAACUGCUGAAGGAGAAACCUAAAUACGUUUGGAUGUUAGAGAUUGACGAAGUCGUGAUGACCGCCUGUAACAAAUAUCUGCGGUCCAUUUGCGGGGACGUGCUCGAGAGAAAAAAGGGCCCCAAUUAUGAAGUGAUCGUUGAAGACUGCAUGCUGACAGUCAACAAAUUCAUUACUGAGGGGAAGAAGGUUGACUAUGUGUUUGGCGAUCUGACCGACAUUCCGAUCUCGGAGUCCGCCUGCGGUGAACUGUGGGAGUUCAUGAUCACUAUACUGAACGCCUCCUUCAAGAUCCUGAAGCCCAACGGGAAGUUUAUGACACACGGCAAUGGUGCAACCUCUCCCGAAUCUCUUGAACUUUACGAGCAGGAGCUGGCCAAGCUGAAACCUCCUGUCAAGUACACGAAGAGUAGAGCCUUCGUGCCAUCGUUCUUGGAAGACUGGUUCUUCUAUCACAUAUCUUUCAAAACCACCGACAACGGAGACGCUUAACACCAUACCAAAGAUUUAGGCCGAGAUUUAUUGUGAUUACAUUCUAAUUCACUGUAAAGUCCGUAUACAUAUUCAUGUGUAUUAUUUCUAUUCCGAAUAAAUAAUAUCGAUUUCGACUUCUUACUGAUAACUAUACACUAAUAUGUAUAGCACCAAACCUUUGAAGUUACCAAUGCUGGUUGGACCGCGUCAGUCGCAUCUGCGCUGCACAGACCUCUAAUUAUCGUCUCCAUCUCAAACUCAUCUUCGAUAUCUAGGAUAGAGGAAUAACCAUCAUUAAGAUAAAAUGCAUCAGACAGCGUUAACCAACGUCUUCUUUUGAUUUUAUCUGGUCUGCGUAAGUAGAGAAAAAAAAACUUUAUUUUCCUCAGCUAGAAUACUUAGGCUGAAUAUCCAUUAAUCUAUGCCCAACAACAGGAUCUUUAAAUCUCGGCCUAUAUUCACCUUUCUACUAAGUCACAUAAUUGCCAUUAGAUUCACAUAGUUUGACACAAUCCGUCGUUCGACACAGAUUUUAUUCAUAAUACGUACACAUUCUUCUAAUAAAGCCUUCUUCAGUAUUUACUAUAAAACUUGAUAUUUUUCCACCUUUUUCUACACUUUCUAAGUCCUUGUAUUUACUUAUAGCUGUCUAGUCUAUCUUAUUACUUUCUAGUUAUGAUUUUCUGUAAGAAAAAUACGUAAAAAAGUUACUUGAUUAGUUAAGGGAAAAUGUUGUUUUGUUUGAUAAUAUAGCUACCAACAGUAGCAUAAGAGCUUAUUAAAAACUUUAAUGUUCAUUCUCAAUUAUAUCACUCUUGUCUACAUAAAAACUCGCAAGAUUUUGAUCGAAGAUUCAUGUUCGGUAUAUUUUAAAUUUUAUUAGUAUAUAAUUUGACAUCACAUAAAUGUUCCUUCUACUUAUUUACAAUUAAUUAAGAUAUCACUCGUUACUUCAAGCUUGCUAUAUUCUUUUUACAUUCUGCUGUAUACACAUAUGUUUUAAAUGUGUAAUCGCCAUAGUUUCCUCCAAAGAUGUGUUCAAUAUUGAAUGUGUACGAAAAGAAGCCUCCAAAGAUGAUUUCAGUUCAAAUAAAAGGUGUUACAUGAGCAUACAACAGUAUUGUGGCUAGUCCGUUAGGAUAACGCCGGUCUUUAUAUAACUAGCUGUAAGGGGUACAUUUAAGUGAUUUUAUUGCUAAGUUCUCUUGUUCAAGGCGAUGUGAUCGCCAUCAAGGCAUAACUAAAAAGUAUUAUUUCGCUGUUUUGUGUAUUAAACUAACAUUUUGUUUAAUAAGUUUCUCUUUUACAUAGUAAUUUUGUGAGAGUUUUAAUUUUAUUUUAAGAUUGUUGUACGAUUUAUUUCUCGUGAAUAUUUCGGUAAUACCCGAAUAGUUCCCGGUAUUGUUCCUUUAAUUGUUUUAUGAAUAAUAAAAGUUUUAAAAGUA
Messenger RNA from Trichoplusia ni (cabbage looper), 2677 nucleotides. It is a transcript of the gene Sms, whose product is annotated as spermine synthase. Lineage: Eukaryota; Metazoa; Arthropoda; Insecta; Lepidoptera; Noctuidae. Gene Ontology annotation, biological process: spermine biosynthetic process. Gene Ontology annotation, molecular function: spermine synthase activity. The record is from RefSeq and is a predicted model, not a curated record. The coding region runs from base 132 to 1250 and encodes 372 amino acids. The transcript has 7 exons.